Mesocricetus auratus (golden hamster) is the source of this 5688-nucleotide messenger RNA. RefSeq names its product OTU deubiquitinase 7B (gene Otud7b). Gene Ontology annotation, biological process: protein K63-linked deubiquitination; protein K48-linked deubiquitination; protein K11-linked deubiquitination. The coding region runs from base 263 to 2785 and encodes 840 amino acids. Gene Ontology annotation, cellular component: cytoplasm; nucleus. Lineage: Eukaryota; Metazoa; Chordata; Mammalia; Rodentia; Cricetidae. The record is from RefSeq and is a predicted model, not a curated record. The transcript is spliced from 13 exons. Gene Ontology annotation, molecular function: zinc ion binding; DNA binding; K63-linked polyubiquitin modification-dependent protein binding.
UCGCAGUGUCCGCCUCCGCCUCCAUCGUCGUCGGGGGAGGGGCCGCUCGGACCCCGGGGUCACUGCCGAGGAAUGAGGAGAGGCGGCCGGGCCCCGCGCUCCGCCCCGGCCUAGAGCCUUGCCCUGAGAGUCGCGAGGUGCACCAGCCUGUGGAGAAAUCGCAAGACUAUGGCGGGGUUCUGCUCAAAAGCUUGUGGGCAAAAUCUGGAUUUUGAUCUAUGUUCUGCUCACAUCCUGCUGCCUGAGAGUACUUGAUGAUCCCAUGACCCUGGACAUGGAUGCUGUCCUGUCGGAUUUUGUCCGUUCCACAGGUGCAGAGCCAGGGCUGGCCCGAGAUCUUCUGGAAGGAAAAAACUGGGAUGUGAGUGCUGCCCUCAGUGAUUUUGAACAGCUACGUCAAGUCCAUGCUGGGAACCUGUCCGCACCCUUUAGUGGAGAGAGUAGUUGCUCUAAGACCCCUGAAAAAGGGUGUGCUGAGAGAGAGCCCACUCGCCCUUCUCGACCAAUCCUACAGAGACAGGAUGACAUCAUUCAAGAAAAACGCCUGUCUAGGGGCAUCUCCCACGCCAGCUCCAGCAUUGUUUCCCUGGCCCGGUCCCAUGUCUCCUCCAAUGGUGGGGGUGGGGGGAGCAGUGAGCACCCCCUGGAAAUGCCCAUCUGUGCCUUCCAGCUUCCAGAUCUAACUGUGUACAAAGAAGAUUUCCGAAGCUUCAUAGAGAGGGACCUCAUUGAGCAGUCCAUGCUGGUCGCCUUGGAACAGGCAGGGCGUUUGAACUGGUGGGUCAGUGUGGACUCCGCCUGUCAGAGGCUGCUUCCUUUAGCAACUACUGGAGAUGGGAACUGCCUGCUGCAUGCAGCCUCUCUUGGGAUGUGGGGUUUCCAUGAUAGAGACUUGGUGCUGAGGAAAGCUCUGUAUGCACUGAUGGAGAAGGGCGUGGAGAAGGAAGCAUUGAAAAGGCGCUGGAGAUGGCAGCAGACGCAGCAGAAUAAAGAGUCAGGACUGGUCUAUACCGAAGAUGAAUGGCAGAAGGAAUGGAAUGAACUCAUCAAGCUUGCCUCAAGUGAGCCCAGAAUGCAUCUGGGCACCAAUGGAGCCAGUGGUGGUGGAGUGGAGAGCUCAGAGGAGCCGGUGUAUGAGAGCCUGGAGGAGUUCCAUGUCUUUGUCCUCGCUCAUGUGCUCAAGAGGCCCAUAGUGGUCGUAGCAGACACCAUGCUGAGGGACUCCGGAGGGGAAGCAUUUGCCCCUAUUCCAUUUGGAGGGAUCUACCUCCCGCUGGAGGUCCCAGCUAGCCAGUGUCACCGGUCCCCUCUGGUGCUCGCCUAUGAUCAGGCCCACUUCUCUGCACUUGUGUCGAUGGAGCAGAAGGACAGUGCCAGGGAGCAAGCUGUGAUCCCGCUCACAGACUCAGAGCAUAAGCUGCUGCCCCUGCACUUUGCUGUGGACCCAGGAAAGGGCUGGGAGUGGGGCAAAGAUGACAAUGACAAUGUCCGAUUGGCCAGUAUAAUUUUGUCCCUGGAGGUCAAAUUACAUCUGCUGCACAGCUAUAUGAAUGUGAAGUGGAUCCCACUGUCGUCUGAUGCCCAGGCUCCUCUGGCCCAGCCCGAGUCCCCCACAGCCUCAGCUGGAGAUGAGCCCAGGUCCACUCCUGAGUCUGGGGAAUCCGACAAGGAGUCAGUUGGCAGCAGUUCUACCGGCAAUGAGGGCAGCAGGCGGAAGGAGAAGUCAAAGCGAGACCGGGAGAAGGACAAGAAGAGAGCAGAUUCCGUGGCUAACAAGCUGGGCAGCUUUGGCAAAACCCUGGGUAGCAAGCUUAAGAAGAACAUGGGGGGCCUGAUGCAUGGCAAGGGCCCCAAGCCUGGGGGGCUGGGGAGUGGGUCUGGGACAAGCAGCGGUGCAGAAACACUAGACAAGAAGAAGAAGAGCAGUUCUCUGAAGAGCUGGAAAGGUGGCAAGGAGGAGGCAGCCGGGGACGGUCCGGUGUCUGAGAAGCCGCCGCCCGAGACUGUUGGCAGCGCAGGGAGCAAGUACAGCCAGGAGGUGAUGCAGAGCCUGAGCAUUAUGAGGAUCGCGAUGCAAGGGGAGGGCAGAUUUAUUUUUGUUGGAGCCCUGAAGAUGGGCCACCGGCACCAAUAUCAGGAGGAGAUGAUCCAGCGCUACCUUGCAGAUGCCGAGGAGAGAUUCCUGGCAGAGCAGAAGCAGAAGGAGGCUGAAAGGAAGAUCGUGAAUGGAGGGCUAGUUAGUGGGCCUCCUCCAGCCAAAAAGCCCGAGCCAGAUGGUGGCGAGGACCAGCCCAGUGACUCUGCAGCAGAGUCCAAGGCACUGGCAUUCUCUACUGGUUACCCUGGGGGCUUUACUAUCCCUCGACCCUCUGGGGGUGGAGUCCACUGCCAGGAGCCCCGGAGGCAGUUGGCAGGGGGUCCCUGUGUAGGUGGCUUUCCGCCAUAUGCCACCUUCCCCAGACAGUACCCUCCUGGGCGACCCUAUCCCCACCAGGACAGCAUCCCAUCUCUGGAGCCAGGCAAAGAUGGCGUUCACAGGGGUGCCUUGUUACCACCCCAGUUCCGUGUGGCUGAUUCCUAUAGCAAUGGCUACAGAGAGCCCCCUGAGCCAGAUGGAUGGGCUGGAGGUCCGCGGGGGAUUCCCCCAACCCAGACCAAAUGCAAACAACCGAACUGCAGCUUCUAUGGACACCCCGAGACAAACAACUUCUGCUCUUGCUGUUACAGGGAAGAACUGAGGAGGAGGGAACGGGAACCCGGUGGGGAACUGCUGCACAGGUUCUGAAUGAUAGAACCUCAGCCGGAAAGGGGCUAAACAAAGUUAAGCUCAAUCUGGCUCCAAGACCCAGCCCCUAUGUUGAUGGGGCAAGUGCAGGAAUGUUUGUGGGGGCUGGAGUGCUGGCAGGCUGGCGAGAGCAGGACAGGGCUAGUACUACCUCGAGGGCUGUACUACUCUACUCGCAGAGUUUGAGGCAGAAGGGGAGACUAGCUCAGAGCCUCUUGCGCCCGCCCGGUCCCAGGGCCCAAGGGAAAGUAGGGAAAUAAUUGGUGUGUGUGGGUGGGAGGUGGGUGGAGUCUUGGGGGAGGAGCCUGGAAAAAGGUUCUCAGUCAAGGAAAAAACAGACCAAAGUUCAUUGGCUUUAGAAAAAAAGCACACGGUGGUGGAGUUGGGAGUAUAGGGCGAAUCUGAGAUACUGAGCAAUUUUGAUCUUGGUUUGAAUUAGGUAGGUGUCAGGCUUGGGUAAAUUCUCCUUUCGGAAGGGUCAGGCAGUGUGUGCUUGGCCUAGUUAGAAAGGGUAGGAGAGGGAGGAACUUGAAGGGGGAUUCUUUUCCUAGUAAGUUUUAUGUUCUUCUAGAUAGUCAUCUGUCAUUCAUCCAAGUUUUAGGGGAGAUUGCCUGUUACCCCCAUAUUUUCCUCCUUUUUGAGGACUGACUGAGCUCAGCUAAGAAGUUGUGAUAAAAAAGAAGUUUUUAAGAGCAAGUCUUCUUGGGGAGAGAGAAGGGUGGUGAGCAGUCUCGUGUGCAGCUCUCUUCAGGUGAUAGGUGCAGAGUGAUCUGUUUUUAACUACUUAGCAAUAACUAAGCGUGGGUUCGAGUGCACUGAAGAGGGCGGGAGAACUCGGCCACGAGGUCGGCCAGACUGUUUGAAACAAAACCAAAAACCUAGAUAGAACACUCCUCUGCUGCUGCAUUUCUGUAGAAAGCAACUUAUUUUACUGACUAAUUUUUUAAAGGAAAAGAAAUAAGACCCUGAGCAAAAAAAAAAAAAUUUAAAAUUACUUACUCCCCAGCACCAUUUAAGUGAUUUUUUUUUCUCCUUCCUGUCUACUUCUGGAGAAUGAAGUUAACAUCCUGGCUUCUUUUGUUAAGCCAUAGCUGAGCUUAAUCUAUGGUUAGUUUAUUAAAAUAAUAAAAAUACUUUGUAAGAAGAAUUAUUUUUGAUAUCAGGGUUGGAUAUUAGGGUUGGUGUUGAAGCCUGGGAUGGGGCUAGGGGCCAUUUAUAAAGAUAGCUAGAGAAAUAUAUUUUAGUGAACCAUAGCCACAGGCCCAGAUUAGUCCCAGUGAGCUGAUCUGCCUUUGGAUCCCUCCCUUUUCCUGAGCCAACCCUGUUCUCCAGAGGGGUGGGAAUGACCCCAGUGCUGAGAGCUCCCUUGCAGUUUGCACAAAGCACAAGUCUGGACAGCGUAUUCUCUGACCAGAGCCAUUUCUAAGAGCUUUACACCAGAGGACUAGCCUUCACCGAUUGUCCUUUUUCCUUACAUUGUUUUUCUGGGGGAAAUCAUCUAUGCAAUUGCGUGCACUUGUGGCUGAAGUGGUGUGAAGAAGGGUGUGAGGGUGCUUCUUUGUUCAGAGUGUUGACUGUGCUUUGUUUUCUUUGCCGAGGUUAGGCCAUCACUUACUAAUGGAGUGUAACCCCACAUUUGAUCCGAGUCACAAAUGACGCUGUGUGUGUGUGUGUGUGUGUGUGAGAGAGAGAGAGAGAGAGACAGAGAGAGAGAGAGACAGAGAGAGAGAGAGAGACAGAGAGAGAGAGAGACAGAGAGAGAGAGUCCUGUCUGCAUGUUCCUUCUGCCUAGUCAGGAAAAUGAUCACACACACCUCCCCUUGGUAGCAAAGCUAGUUAAGAAUUCCUGUUGAAAUUACUUAGUUUAGGAAGGCUCCCCCCCAAAAAAAUCUGAAAGUAUCUCACUUCCAUAUCUGCCAAUCUGUUGAUGUAGUAAUUUCCCAUCAUAAUUUUUAGAUAAUUUUUGUUUGUUUCUUUGCUAUGAAGCCCUGGCUGGCCAGCCUGGUACUUGCUAUAUGUAGUCCAGGCUAGCCUCCACCUUAUAGCCACCCUCCUGCCUUAGUCUUUGGAGUUGUGGGGUCUGAGUAUGAGUCACCACACCCAGGUUUCUUUAGGCUGGAGCCUAAUCUGAGACAAGCAUUUCUGGCAGGUGUCUAAUUUAAAGGUCUAUACAGAAAUUAAAGGCUUUUUUUGUUUUUGUUUUUGUUUUUCUUAGUUGGGUCCUAUUCUGUAGCCUAGGCUGGCCUCAAAUGUGUGACCAUCUUGCUUCAGCUUCCCAAGUGCUGGGAUCAUACCACCAAGUAUAUAAACAUAAUAUUAAAAAAACCAGAUUGACCAACAACAUCAAAAUCUUGGGAUAUAACAGGAAUGGUAUUAAGGGGAAAGAAGUGAGCCCCGAAUUGAACAAGUAUGAAGACAAAUCCUGUCUCUUUAAAUUUUGAUAUGUUCAUAAAGUUUGUUCUUUUUUUACAUUUCUUGAGUUUUAAAAAUAUUGCAUCAAAAUAGUAUUUAUCGUGAUUCAUGCAUUUUAAGCACUCCUUCAGUUUUUCCCAAGGUGAAUGGAUGCCUUGUGCCUUGUUCUCAUCACCUUAGACUUGUCCCAGUUUGUGGAGUUGGAGUGACACUGGUGAAACCUGCACCAAUGAGCCCCCUCCCCUCCUGACUCUACGGACACCCUGGUGUGGGGUGGGCACUGCUCAGUCUUUCUCCCACAGCCUGUGUGGAUGCCUGCCUGGGUGGGUAGGAAGGAGACAGCUGGGCAGGGAGGGGGUUUCCUACAGAAUAAAACCAGGGAGGUUGCUCUCCAUUGACUGCUGUGUUUGGACUUGAUCUGUUACUAGAUUGUAUUUACCACUCUGUUUAAAAAAAAAAAUGAGGACAAAUGAAGAGAAACAGAAACCUUG